UGACAAAUGACAGUUAAGUUAGUUAAUUUUUUUUAUUUUAUUACAGUAAUAAUAAACAUAAAUAAAUUAAAUCAACGAACCCCGUGUUACAGUUAAACAUUUAAACUGUAUUGAAACAAGUUAUUUGAUUUGUAACAUUACGUUCCUAAAAUGGGCGAUGGAAAUUGCUCGAAUUGUGCCGGCACAAUUCCGUUCGAAUUGCGAGAAAUGAUAGCGAGAAAUCUCAGCAAAUUCGACGGCAAUCCGGAGGAAUGGUUGUUUUUCAAGCACGAAUUCACGAGACGCAUCCACGACGAGCCGUCCUACACACCGAUCGAGAAGUAUUGUUUCCUAUUGAAGUCCCUCGAAGGGGAGGCUUUACGGUCUGUUGAGUACACAACAAAUUACGAGGAGGCUUGGAAUUCGUUGUUAAUGCGUUACGACAACAAAGGUUUGCUCACCAAUAUACAUUUGAAAGCUAUACUGCACGAUCUGCCCCACAUGCCGGAACCGUCUCCAGAAGGCUUGCGUCAUAUAAUCAACGAAAUCCGUAAAAACAGAAGUUGCCUGAAUAUCCUCGGUUAUCCGGUCGACCACUGGGAUACUAUUUUUAUUUUUGCAGUGUGUUCGAGGCUGGAUAGCGAGACGCACAGGGACUGGCGGUGGCAGAAUAUCAGAGACAAGAAAUCCGAUCCGACCAUCGACGAUUUGAUCGAUUUUUUGCAAAAUAGGGAGCGCCUCUUAGAGGACCUGAGACUGCACGAAAGGAUCGACGUGCCGGAGAUCAUUUGCCCCGUUUGCGGGGACGAUCACUUGGUCUACAGCUGCCCUGAAUUCCUCGAGCUGGAUCCGAGGCAGAGAUUCAGGGAGAUAAAGCGGGUGCAGGUGUGCAGUAAUUGCCUCGGGAACGACCACGAAACCAAGGAUUGCUCAUCGGGUGGCUGCCACAAGUGUGGUCGAAGGCACCACACUUUGUUACAUUUCAGUUAAGCUUUCUAUCAUUUUUCUCUGAACCCCGUUUUACAAAUAUGAUUAUCUUGAAUAUUAAUA
Molecule: messenger RNA, 1029 nt
Organism: Phyllotreta striolata
Lineage: Eukaryota; Metazoa; Arthropoda; Insecta; Coleoptera; Chrysomelidae
Source: the annotation of a GenBank genome assembly